AGGGUGAGCUGGGAGGAUGAGCUGGGAGGGUGAGCUCCCUGGGAGGCAGGGAGAUGGAUAACCUUGUGACCUUGUGUGAGUCUGAGAUGCUUCAGAUCAGGCUCUGAGGGCAGGUGGGUCCCUGAAACUGGCUGCGUUCAUCUUAGGGAGCAAGUGCGUGUGAUGUCAUCUCAGGAAUGCAGUGAGGCUCAGCUGUGCUGCCGAAGGACCUGUGAGGCGUCACAACACUGGCCGCCAUAAUUGGAGGCCCCGAGGAUGGGCAGGGAGGGGCCCUGAGACCAGGCCGGCAGGAAGCAAAGGGCAGAGGCGGCUUGGGCUGGCCCAGAGGAGGUGCUGCUCUCUCUUCCCAGCUUCUCCACUGUCCCCCGCUGCUCCACCUCCACAUCUCUGGACUUGGCCCUUGUCCCGCUGCCAUCAGAGGGGCCCCGCUGCCAUGACGGACACGCCAGUCGAGGAAUCCCUCUUCCAAAUCAUCCACAGCUACCACCAGUACGCGGCCCGGGAGGGGGACGUGGAGACCCUGUCCCUGGAGGAGCUGAAGGCCCUGCUCAUGGACAACGUGCCCCGCUUCAUGGAGAGCCUGGGCCGGAAGAAGCCGUACUUCGUCACCGAGCUGUUCCGGGCGGCGGACAAGGACAAGGACAACCAGAUCUGCUUUGACGAGUUCCUGUACGUCCUGGGCCGGCUGCUGAGGGACUACCACCUGCGGUACCACCGGCAGCGGUGCGCCCACUACUGCGCCCAGCACAGCCUCUACUAGGGGAGCAGGGCACCCCCAGGCCUGCCCGGGGAGCCACGCGGCCCAGCCGGGGCGGCCGAGCGGAGCUCUGCCACGCGUGUCUGUGUGCCCAAUGUGUGUGCACGCAUGUGCAUGGGUGUGUAAGGACACCUGGGAGGGAAGAGAAUAAAGCAACUUCACAGCA
Molecule: messenger RNA, 923 nt
Organism: Eptesicus fuscus (big brown bat)
Lineage: Eukaryota; Metazoa; Chordata; Mammalia; Chiroptera; Vespertilionidae
Product: protein S100-A15A
Exons: 2
Coding region: 434-760 (108 amino acids)
Cellular component (GO): cytoplasm
Molecular function (GO): calcium ion binding; transition metal ion binding
Source: RefSeq, a predicted model, not a curated record